Messenger RNA from Clarias gariepinus (North African catfish), 2741 nucleotides. RefSeq names its product acyl-CoA synthetase family member 3 (gene acsf3). The record is from RefSeq and is a predicted model, not a curated record. Gene Ontology annotation, biological process: fatty acid metabolic process. NCBI's taxonomy places the organism in Eukaryota, Metazoa, Chordata, Actinopteri, Siluriformes, Clariidae. Bases 121 to 1869 code for a protein of 582 amino acids. The transcript has 10 exons. Gene Ontology annotation, molecular function: medium-chain fatty acid-CoA ligase activity.
UCGGUUUCCACCCGGAACAUUAAAGCGCCGUACGCGGUCAUCAUGUGUUUUAGCUUCUUUGAUAAAUAUUAUGAUUAGGGAUAUUCCUCGAAUUGUGGUUGAAAUAAAAGACCUUCCAUCAUGCUGUGUGCUUCCACUACAGUCAUGCGGAGAUGCUUUCUGAACACUUUACAAUACAAACGCUGCAGAUAUUCACUUAAAUGGCUGCUGGGAAACCUAGUCCAAAGAACGUGGACGUCCUCUGGUCCCCGAACAUCCAGAUCACGAGAAAGAGUCACCCCGGUUUUUACCAAAGCCUUGGCUUUUGGAGAUAAAGUGGCUAUUAUAGAUGAGAGCCGGAGUCACAGCUAUAGCUGUCUUUACCAGAGCAGCAGAGGCCUAGCAGCACAGAUACGCCAAGCACUAUCCUGCCACUCGGGAGAUCUACACGGCAAGCGCAUUUCUUUUCUGUGCGCCAACGAUGCGUCUUACACCGUGGCUCAGUGGGCGACGUGGAUGUGCGGCGGGACGGCCGUGCCACUCUACAGGAAGCACCCGGUGUCAGAGAUGGAGUAUGUCAUCUCAGACUCUCAGAGUUCACUGGUGCUCGCUGGUGAGAGUUACGCUGUCAUGCUGGAGCCUCUAGCACAGAAACUCGGGCUGCCAUGUCUGCAUCUCCCUCCUACUGCCAACCUGGACACUCUGCAGACAACAGAGCCAUUCUGCCCAUCGGAGGAGGUGAUCUCUGAUUGGGCAAAGAGACCAGCCAUGAUAGUUUACACCAGCGGAACGACAGGAAGACCAAAAGGAGUCCUCCACACACACAGCAGCCUGCAGGCGAUGGUCCAGGCCCUGGUGAGUGAAUGGGCUUGGAGCAGAGAUGAUGUGAUUCUGCACACACUGCCCCUCCAUCAUGUGCAUGGCAUUGUCAAUAAGCUGAUGUGCCCGCUGUGGGUUGGGGCCACCUGCAUCAUGCUGCCCGACUUCAGCCCUCAGAAGGUAUGGGAGCGAUUGCUGAGUUCCCAGUCUCCAAUGGUGACAGUGUUCAUGGCUGUUCCCACCAUCUACUCUAAACUAAUCCAACACUACAACCAGCAUUUCACACACCCACAUGUAUGGGACUUCAUCAGGGCUGUGUGUAAACAGAGGAUCCGCUUGAUGGUGUCGGGUUCAGCUGCACUCCCCCAACCGGUUCUGGAGCGUUGGAAAGAGAUCACAGGUCAUGUACUUCUGGAGCGUUACGGUAUGACCGAGAUCGGCAUGGCGCUGUCCAACCCGCUGAACGGACUGCGAGUCCCUGGUGCAGUCGGAGUUCCACUCCCGGGUGUUGAAGUGCGAAUCGUCAUGACAAACACAAGCAACACCACUAUCGCCGAGGGCAACAGCAAGCACACACGGGUAAAACCUGGGCUGGAGGGGCGGGAGGGUGAGCUCCAGGUUCGAGGCUCAUCUGUUUUUCAGGAAUACUGGAAUAAACCACAGGAGACCAGAGACAGCUUUACAGAAGAUGGCUGGUUUAAAACUGGAGACACUGCGAUGUAUAAAGAUGGUGUCUUCUGGAUCAUGGGACGAACUUCUGUAGACAUAAUAAAGAGCGGCGGUUACAAGAUCAGCGCUCUGGAUGUGGAGCGCCAUCUGCUGGCUCACCCUGACAUCUCAGAUGUGGCUGUAAUCGGGGCACGGGACUCCACAUGGGGGCAGAAGGUUGUAGCUAUUGUGCAGAUGAAGAAUGGGAAGACUCUCUGUCUUUCUGAGCUGAAGGCCUGGGCCAGAAAGCACAUGGCCCCGUACACCAUCCCCACCGGUCUGAUUGUGGUGGAGGAGAUACCUAGGAACCAGAUGGGUAAAGUGAACAAGAAAGACCUGCUGCGGCAGUUCUUCCCGCACUGACAGGCUCCUCUGCUGACCUGGGGUCAGUGCUGCUGGUUCAGAGCUGAUCCAGGAUCAGCUCAGAAAAAGGAACACCAGCAGACUUAGACUUUUCUUUGCAUUCGAGUUAAGCAGCACCGUCAGCUCCUGUAAGGAAAGAAUUUCUGUACGUAUCUGACUGAUUCGUUUCUCUCUAGGCCAGGUUACUUUACAAUAAUUAGUACAGUAAUUAUUAUUAAUUAUUAGUACACUUAAUUAUUAUUAAGGGGAAGUAUUAAUAAUUUGUCUAUUUGAAUGUACAAGAUUUGCAUCUUUUAACCAGAAAAUAAAUUGCAUAAUAAUGCUUGUUGCCUAGCAGUAUUAACCGGCCAGGUGACUACAUUCAGGCGACUCAUUCAGAUAGGGGUGUGUGUGUAUGUGUGUAAGAGAGAUGCAGCUGUUGUGAUAAAUUUAUAAAUUUUAUAAAUUUUCAUUAAUAAUUAUUAGUGAUAUUGUCUAUUGAGGUGCUGAUCUAUUUAACACUUAAAUUAUUUACCAAUGGGUUCAGAUACAGUAUCUUCCAGGCCAUAUCAUAGACACAAUUUGGGCCAGUAGCAUAAAGAACAAUGCCGUAUUUGGCUUCAUGAGCAUCUGAAGUGACCCACGCCUUCCCAGAAGGCUUUGCAUUAAGGGAGGUUGUACAACCCUGGUAAUCUUGGAGUGAAAAGAAAAAUAAAGUAAAUAAGAAAAAGGAAAUAUGUAUUUUUAUAUGUAUGUACUGUAUCUCAAAUAAAGAAAAAAACAGGUUUUAAUGAAUUAAACAGUUAUGUUAAGGUUUAGUUAAAAUGCAAAUACAGAAAAUAUAGAAAUGGUAAGAUUUUUCAAAUCUUUUCAUUUAUUAUAAUAAGCUAUGA